Gadus chalcogrammus (walleye pollock) is the source of this 1401-nucleotide messenger RNA. Its product is annotated as extracellular tyrosine-protein kinase PKDCC-like. NCBI's taxonomy places the organism in Eukaryota, Metazoa, Chordata, Actinopteri, Gadiformes, Gadidae. Gene Ontology annotation, molecular function: non-membrane spanning protein tyrosine kinase activity. The transcript has 6 exons. The record is from RefSeq and is a predicted model, not a curated record. The annotation marks the transcript as partial.
GCGUGUGUCUGUGCGUGUGCUUGUGGUCAGCUGUAUGGUUACUGUUACCAGGACAACGGUGGUAUCCAGGAGACGGUGACGGCCAUCACUGAGCUGGGCAGCCCUCUGGAGAUGAUCAGCCUGCUGCAGACGCCUUGGGAACAGAGGCUCAGGAUCUGUCUGAGUCUGGUCCGGCUGCUCUCCUUCCUGUCCCGCUCCCCUCUGGGCUCGCUGGCCCUGCUGGAUUUCCGGCCGCGUCAGUUCGUCCUGGUGGGGGGGCAGCUGAAGGUGACGGACCUGGACGACGCCAGCCCCCUGGAGGCGGCCUGCAGCCCCCGCUCCGCCCCCCAAGCCUGCACCCUGCAGUUCCCUGCACGCAACUUCACCCUCCCCUGCAGCGGGGGGCGCUGUGAGGACAUCAACGAGAAGAGGAACCUCUACAACGCCUACAGGUUCUUCUUCACCUACCUGUUACCCCACAGUGCUCCCAGCGCGCUGCGCCCCCUGCUGGACAACAUCGUCAACGCCACAGGAGAUCUGCGCUGGGGCGUGGAGAAGACUCUGUCCAAGAUGGAGGAGGUUCUCCAUCUCUACCGUACAGGAAGCUACCUGCACAGCCUCAACCACAGCACCACAGGCUAUAAGGAGGUGCUGGACUCCUCCAUCCCGGGGCAGGAGGUGCGCUGCUGGCCGUCCUACCAGCAGGAUGCCUGCCUGCUGGCCGUCUUUGAUCUGGGGGAGGCGCUGAGCCUGUGUGAAGACCACGCCCACUGCCACGCCCUCGUUUUCACCAACCAGACCACAUGGACAGGCCACCAACUGGUGUAUUUAAAGUCUGGUUGGUCUGGUCUGAGACGCGCCAUUGGACAGCUAACCUUCAUCCGAUUGGCCAGCUGAUCCAAACAAACAUUCUGAGUGGAUCGAUUGAUGGUCUGUGGGCGGGUCCCCGGCAAACCGCGAGACACCUGAUUGGUGUGUAGGGAGUGGAGGAGGCGUGAUUGGUCCAGGGAGGUUCUGCUGUUCCUCAGGGGCAGUGAUCUCUGACCUCUAUCAGGGUCAAAGGUCACCACGCCUCCAAAAACAAAACCGACCAAAGCAAAUAUUAGUGAUGAUUGUAAUAAUUAUGACAAUAAGACAAAACCCUUUAUAUUGUAAUGUGAUGUAAUGUGGUGGCAUGUGAUGUCAUGUGACGCGCUGACGCCCCGUGAUUUCCUGUCAUGUAACGUCACAUGAUGAUCUCUUCCUCUACUUAUGGCCCAGUGGAGCAGGCAGAGGGAGGUUGUGAGUGUGAUUCUGAUUUCCAAUGGAAAUGCCCGGUGCCUUCGAGCAAGUUCAGGGGGGGUGCUUUCAGUGAAAGUUGACCAGGUCUCAGGGUAUUAUGGGAUGUCCUGGUUGGAUAAUAAAACACUACCUGCUGCUCUU